AGCAGAUCAAACACGGAUCAGUCGAGUCGUCCACUGAUCAUCUCCGUGUUUGUUCUGCUUCUUGUAAGUGAUCAUGACUCGUUAAUGGAUUCAUUUUUUACUUUCUCGAGUACCAGAUUGAUGAAUUUGCUUUUCUGGUAGUGAUUAACCAUGGGUGGCGGCCACGACAUGGGCGGUGGCCACAACGGCGGCGUGAAGGGGUUCGUGUCCAACCUCGUCGGCGGCAGCAAAGGCCACGGGUACGGGUACGGCCAGCAGGGUCACGGCGGCUACGGCAGCAGCUACGGACACGGCGGCUACGAGCAGGGGUACGGCGGCCACGGCCAGCAGCACGGCGGGUAUGUGCAGCAGGGGCACGGCGCCUACGAGCACGGGUACGGCGGCGGCCACGUACAGCAGCACGGCCACGGCCACGGCCACGAGCACGGGUACGGCAGCCACGGAUACGGCGGCCACGAGCAGCACGGGUACGGCGGCGGCCAUGUUCAGCAGCACGGCUAUGGCCAUGCCGCCGGCGCCUACCCUCCGCACGGCGGCUACCAGGCGCACGGCUACGCGCCGGCGGCGUACCCCUCGCACGGCUCGCACCACGGGGGUGGCCACAUGGGAUCUUACCAUACCGGGCACGGCGGCGGCUACGGCCACGGUCACGGCGGGAAGUUCAAGGCCGGCAAGCACGGCAGGAAGUGGAAGUGAAUCAAGUAGCGGGUACCCACGUCGUUCGCGUGCUCUAUGUACGUGUGCGCUCCCAAUAUGAUAUGCCCCGGUUAAACCCUUGCGUAUAUCUCCAUGUCAAUUGGUCGAUUUAACCAGGCUUCCUAUCAUCCUAUGUACUAUCGCUUAUAUGUAUACAACCUAAGUGAAAUAAAGAGC
Lolium rigidum is the source of this 873-nucleotide messenger RNA. RefSeq names its product glycine-rich cell wall structural protein-like. The record is from RefSeq and is a predicted model, not a curated record. Bases 151 to 696 code for a protein of 181 amino acids. The transcript is spliced from 3 exons. Lineage: Eukaryota; Viridiplantae; Streptophyta; Magnoliopsida; Poales; Poaceae.